AUGACGAUUCACUAUCUUGGCGAGAAAUCUGCCUUAUUCCAGCCGUUGGCUAUCGCCAAUGGUGGCAUCACCCUUAGCCACCGCAUUGUUCAUGCGCCUCUGACCCGUAACCGUGGAGUUCCGGAGAAGUCUAUUAGCACUCCCGACGCGCCAAAUCGAGUUUGGAUCCCGGGGGAUCUGGUGGUUGAAUAUUAUGCACAGCGCGCCACCGAUGGAGGCUUGAUGAUUUCCGAGGGAAUUCCGCCUUCGCUGGAGAGCAAUGGCAUGCCCGGUGUUCCGGGACUGUUCACCCCCGAGCAGAUGGCCGGAUGGAAAAGGGUCGUCGACGCGGUCCAUGCAAAGGGUGGAAUCAUUUAUUGCCAGCUGUGGCAUGCUGGUCGAGCCACUAUUCCCCAGAUGACUGGGUCCCCGUCUGUGUGUCCGUCGGCAAGCGUGUGGGACUCGCCCACAGAAUGCUAUUCUCAUCCCCCUGUCGGCUCCACUGAGUACUUUUCCGUUCCAUACGCGGACCACCCACCUAUUGAAUUGUCCGUGGCGCAUAUCAAACAGACCAUCCAGGACUAUUGCAAGGCUGCCAAGGCUGCCAUGGAAAUAGGGUUUGAUGGCGUGGAAAUCCAUGGUGGCAAUGGUUAUCUUCCCGAGCAAUUCCUGAGCUCCAAUAUCAACAAGCGCACUGACGCCUAUGGUGGAUCUCCAGAGAAACGAUGCUUGUUCGUUUUCGAGUUAAUGGACGAAGUGGCAAAGACUAUUGGAGAACACAACUUGGCGAUUCGACUUUCCCCUUUUGGUCUGUUCAAUCAAGCUCGUGGAGAGCAGCGUGUGGAGACCUGGACUCAUCUAUGUGAGGGUUUGAAGAAGGAUCACCCAACUCUAUCCUACGUUAGUUUUAUUGAACCGCGCUAUGAACAAAUCUUUAGCGUGGGCGAGAAGGAUGAUUUCCUAAAGAGCUGGGGCUUGCAGGAUGUCACCCUUGAUCGCUUCCGGAAGAUCUUCGGCAAGACUCCUUUUUUCUCUGCUGGAGGGUUUGAUGACACCAACUCCUGGGGCGUGGUGGAAUCUGGAAAGUAUGAUGCCCUCCUUUACGGUCGUUACUUUAUCAGUAACCCAGAUCUGGUGGACCGGCUGAGGAAGGGCCUUCCCCUGGCUCCGUACGACCGGACCCGGUUCUACGGGCCCUUCGAAGAUAACGCUUUCCACUACACGGAUUAUCCGACUGCUGAUCAACAGGCUAAGAUGUGA
Penicillium longicatenatum is the source of this 1239-nucleotide messenger RNA. Its product is annotated as alkene reductase. Gene Ontology annotation, molecular function: FMN binding; oxidoreductase activity. The record is from RefSeq and is a predicted model, not a curated record. NCBI's taxonomy places the organism in Eukaryota, Fungi, Ascomycota, Eurotiomycetes, Eurotiales, Aspergillaceae. The transcript is spliced from 3 exons. Bases 1 to 1239 code for a protein of 412 amino acids.